CACUUUGUUGACUGUUUCUUUUUGAUCAGAGUUGUUUUUAUAAUGUUGCUUUCCUCUCAGGACCUGAAACACCCGGCGCUGGACCUCGACCAGCCUCGGUGGCAUUUCCCAUAAUCCCCUCUCUGCCCCUCCCACCCAGAGAAUAAAACCACCUGUGAGGUGACGACCACAUUUCCCUCUCCUUCCCCUCGCGCCAUGUUUCCUCUGCAGCUGCUCGCUCUGCUCUUCAUCUCCACGCCGAGUCACGACCCGAAAGAGAAGGGGAGGAAGAAGGAGAGAGAGGAGGAGGCUGACGGAGGGAGAGGAGAGAGGAUGAAGAGUAAGUAUGACCUGAUGUUCAGGAGGGGGGACCUGCUGGAAGUGCCCAGGACUCUGUUCACACACUUUGGGAUUUACCUGGGGGCGGGCAGAGUAGCUCAUUUCAUCCCAGACAUCAUGCCCGUCGUCUCCAGUAACCAGUGUCGAAUCAAGCAGAUGGUCACCAACAGCAGACUCCUGCUGGGAGUCCUGGCCAAGUGUGGCAGCGUGAGAGUGGACUCCGUGGAGGACUUCGCCUACGGAUCAGAGAUACUCAUCAACACCACGGACAAGGUGUGCAGCCGCCCGGCGCUGCGGGGGGAGGAGGUGGCCGUCAGGGCGGAGAAGCUGCGGGGCGACGUGUCCUACAGUCUGCUGUGGUACAACUGCGAACACUUCGUCAUGUACUGUCGCUACGGCACCGUCGUGAGCUUCCAGACGUUCCAGUUCUGCAAGACUGUGAGGAAGCUGUUGCUGAGCCGGCGUGUUGCCAAGGUGACCGCGGUGCUAGGGGCGUGUCUGUUGCUCUACCUGAGAGCUGUGAGCACCUACGCCACCCUGCUGGCCGUCCUGCUGCCCUUCCUCAUAUGGAUGGCGUCGUAAAGUUUGCGGUCCGUGGAGGUCUGCAGUCUAACACUGUGCAAAUUACACAUGAGAAUAAUAAUUGAAAAUGUACAUUUAUGA
This is a messenger RNA of Seriola aureovittata, 981 nucleotides long. RefSeq names its product lecithin retinol acyltransferase b, tandem duplicate 2 (gene lratb.2). Lineage: Eukaryota; Metazoa; Chordata; Actinopteri; Carangiformes; Carangidae. The record is from RefSeq and is a predicted model, not a curated record. Gene Ontology annotation, biological process: retinol metabolic process. The transcript has 5 exons. Bases 196 to 900 code for a protein of 234 amino acids. Gene Ontology annotation, molecular function: phosphatidylcholine-retinol O-acyltransferase activity.